Messenger RNA from Helianthus annuus (common sunflower), 1086 nucleotides. Its product is annotated as alpha carbonic anhydrase 7. The transcript has 7 exons. Bases 109 to 933 code for a protein of 274 amino acids. Lineage: Eukaryota; Viridiplantae; Streptophyta; Magnoliopsida; Asterales; Asteraceae. The record is from RefSeq and is a predicted model, not a curated record. Gene Ontology annotation, molecular function: zinc ion binding; carbonate dehydratase activity.
AUACAACCAUACAACAAACCACAUAUUCAUCUCUCUCUAAUACAACAUAUUGAAAUUAAUAUCUCUCUCUAGAUACACACAUAUAUACAUCUUUCUUAGUUGUGAAAUAUGAAGAAUAUGAAUUCAAACUCCAUUUUGGCACUUGGUUUUCUUUUAUAUAUGCUUAUUUUCUCUCAUCCUUCAUCAACUCAAGCUCAAGAAGUUGAGGAUGAAAGGGAAUUUGAUUAUGCGAGAGGUAGCAAGAUGGGACCGGAGAAAUGGGGCGCGAUGAAGGAAGAGUGGUCGUUGUGUAGCAACGGGACGAUGCAGUCUCCCAUCGAUAUGUCGAGCCAAAGGGUGGAGAUGGUGGUCAGCUCUAAGAAGCUAUACAGAAACUAUAAGCCUUGUAAUGCAACCAUCCUUAACAGAGGCCAUGAUAUUAUGCUUCAAUGGGAAGGAGAUGCAGGAUCAAUCCUAAUCAAUGACACCGAGUAUUUUUUGAAACAAGCUCAUUGGCACUCUUCGUCUGAGCAUACCAUCAAUGGAAGAAGGUAUGACAUGGAGCUACAUAUGGUCCACCUCAGCAUUGACAACAAAAUAGCUGUCAUUGCUGUUCUUUACAAUAUUGGCAAACCUAAUCAUUUUCUUUCUAAGUUGGCGGUAAACAUAUCUUCUAUGAUAGAUCAAGAGGGUAUGCAUGGACACAGUGGGAUAAUAAAUCCCAGAGAGAUUCAAAUGAGCAGUAGGAGGUACUACCGAUAUAUCGGUUCACUAACGGUCCCUCCUUGCACUGAAAAUGUUGUUUGGACAAUUAGCAAAAAGAUAAGAACAGUUUCAAAAGAUCAAGUUAAAUUACUUCGAGAGGCUGUACAUGACUAUGCAGAAAAUAACGCAAGACCAAUACAACUAGACAAUCAACGAGACAUUCUUUUAUAUGGUCCAAUGUCGAGAUAGAAAUAGUAAAUAAAAACUACUGUACACACGAAAAUGUUAUGUAAUACAUGAAAUCUAUAUAUCUUUAACUUUUUUGUUAAAUUGUUUCAAAUUCUUUGUUUUUCACUUGUACACUAUUUAGUAGUUAUAUGAAAAUUAUUAUUAUUAUUAUUA